AUGGUUCUACAGAAAGAGGGAAAAUGGGUGAAUAUGGAUGAAGAAGUUGGAAGGGUUCCUGGUGGGAAUCCAAACGUUUCUAAGAAACCAAUGGAUCAACGCCUUUUAAGAGGAAACCUCGCUCUAAAGACCAGUAUGGUGGCGAAACUUCCUAUAAGAGUUAUUCAUCAUUGGGAAUGUUUCAAUAAAAAUAAUAAUGGUUUGAAAGGAAGCAAAGGUAGGCACUAUAAAUAUGUGUACGACGGAUUGUAUUUUGUGGCCUCUUGUCAACAAGAAAGGGAUGACAAUGGACUAUUGGUAUUUAAGUUCUGA
Messenger RNA from Oldenlandia corymbosa var. corymbosa, 312 nucleotides. Lineage: Eukaryota; Viridiplantae; Streptophyta; Magnoliopsida; Gentianales; Rubiaceae. The record is from the annotation of a GenBank genome assembly.